AUGCGUCUUGAAGUUAUCGAAAAUUUCCCAACAGGCCACGUCCUUCUGACAGACAGAGGAUGCGUGGUUGCAUGCAAUUUAUGGGAUUCGAUGCAAAGAACUUUUCUCUGGCCAGGAGGAAGCACUAACGGUGGAAGUAUCCAGCCGCCACCUCUUGUGAUGCCGUGUCCUCAACCUGUCCUCCUUUCAGACCGAUGUUACCCUAGCUGCACCUUCUUCAACUGCUCCAUCAUCUGGGCAUCAUCCUGA
Messenger RNA from Nezara viridula (southern green stink bug), 249 nucleotides. NCBI's taxonomy places the organism in Eukaryota, Metazoa, Arthropoda, Insecta, Hemiptera, Pentatomidae. The record is from the annotation of a GenBank genome assembly.